Messenger RNA from Trichomonas vaginalis G3, 1299 nucleotides. RefSeq lists its product as uncharacterized. The coding region runs from base 1 to 1299 and encodes 432 amino acids. The transcript has a single exon. Lineage: Eukaryota; Parabasalia; Trichomonadida; Trichomonadidae. The record is from RefSeq and is a predicted model, not a curated record.
AUGAAUUCUCGUGGCAAUUCUCGGCUUAACACACGACAAGGCAGCCGAUUAAAGCUUACGAGAACACCAACUCAAGAAGAUCUAAUGAAUACUAAAGCUGAAGUUGAUAAAUUAAGAAGACUUUUAAUGGAUAAAAAGCAACAAAUAACAAAUUUAGAGAAAGAAGCAUCCAAGCUCGAUGAACUUCAAAUUUUAAUGAGAGAUAUGAUUUACAAUUUUCGCAGACAGAAAAAAAUUCAAUUUUUUGAUAUCGAUCCAGAGCAAGACAUUCCUUUACGAUCUCCAAACCAAUAUAUCAAGAUAAUCAAAGAUAAAAUUUCAGCCCUUUUAGCUACUCAUAUGCGAUUAUCUUCUAAAUUCGAAGUAGAAUUAAAGAAACAACAAUUUGAACAAGAACAAAAGAUAAAAGGAGCGCAACAGUUACUAGAAAACGAAAAGAAAGCACUUGCAGAUGCUUUAGCAGAUAAUAAACAUCAAAAAAGAAUGAUUAGAAUGGUUGUUGGUCAAAAACUAGUUUUACAAAGAACUAUUAUCAUGGCACAAGAUGCUGUUGAUAGGCAUCAGCAAAUCCGUGAAGAAAACCAACAAACUUAUGAACAAAAGCUCCAAAAUAAACUCCAAAGUAUUCAAACAAUGAAAGAAAAGUUCCACAAAGAAACACAAGAAAAUACAAUGAAACUGAAGAAGAUGCGUCAAAAGAACCAAGAAAUGAUUCAAAAGAAGGAGUAUCAUCAACAAUUAAUCGAUCAAAAAGAAAAACUUCAAGCAGAAUUCCAGAAAAUAUCAUAUGAUCAAAGUUGUUUGAUGGCUGAUUUAGACCGUGCUAAAGAAGAACUCGAUUUGAUACAUCGUAAAAACGAUUCUUACAUGGCAAACCUCAAAACACAUGAAUUAUUAGAUGCGGAACGAGAAAAUGACAGACUAAGACAUCUCCUUAAGAAUGAGAAGAAGAGAAGUCAAUCUGCACUCGACAUACAGCUUUCAAAGACAAAACAAUUGGAAGACCAUCUUCAAAGGAUCAUCGAAGAAACAACUAAUAUUAAUGCAACAAUUGCUGAUAACGAAGCUAAGUUACAGGCAUUGACAAUGAGAAUUCCAGAUUUCAAUCAAUUGCAACAAGCUCUUGAUCGUGUCAUUUCAAAUGCUCGUAAAAACAAAGAAGAUGUUUUACAAACACAGUAUAUGCUCGAUGAAAUCCGUGAUAAGAAUCGCCUUCUGGAACAACAAGAGUAUAAUGAAAGUAAGAUCCGUACUGAACAGCUCAAACAAAGAAUUGGAGAUCCAUUGUUUGAAGAUUAA